AACGCGGGCGUGCCUGGAAGCCGGAAACAAAAGUGGGUGCGCGUGCACGCACACCGUCCCGCGGCCGCCGGAAGCCGGGGCUGGCGCGCGCGCACGCGAGUGCGCAGAGCCGGAAGCGGGCCUGCGCGGCCCGGGAGGCCGUGGGCCAUGGAGGGUCGGGCUGCAGGGCUGCCGCGGGAGGGGCCGGCGGAAGAGGCCGAGGCGCAGGGCGCCGCCUGGAGCGGAGACAGCGGUACGGUGUCCCAGAGCCACAGCAGCGCCUCGGGGCCGUGGGAGGACGAGGGCGCGGAGGACGGCGCGCCGGUCCGGGACCUGCCGCUGCUGCGCCGCGCCGCCGCGGGCUACGCCGCCUGCCUGCUGCCCGGGGCCGGGGCGCGGCCCGAGGUCGAGGCCCUGGACUCUAGUCUCGAAGAGCUGCUCACCAGAGUGGACGAGUUCGUGGGCAUGCUGGACAUGAUUCGCGGCGACUCGUCGCACGUCGUCAGUGAGGGGGUGCCUCGUAUUUACGCGAAGGCGGCGGAGAUGAGGCAGAUCUACGGCAGGAUCGACAAGCUGGAGGCCUUCGUGAGGAUGAUCGGCAACAGCGUGGCCAGGAUGGAGGAACAAGUGACCAAAGCCGAAGCCGAGGUGGGGGCUUUCCCCAGGGCCUUCAAAAAACUCCUGCACACAAUGAACGUGUCCUCCCUCUUUAACAAGUCGUCCCCCUCCAGGCUGCAACAAACGGGCUACGAACCCCCCGUCCUGUUUAGGACGGAAGACUACUUCCCUUGCUGCAGUGAAAAACCUCAGCUCUGAGUGGUCUCACCAGUCCUGCAAGAGGACCCGGCUGAGAUUCUUAUCUCAACCAUUAAGUUAAUUAAAAUCCUAUUAAUAGGCACAUAUGAUGUUGGAGCACGAAAUUUUUAGUUUCCUUUCUGCAAACCUUGCUUCGUAGUAUAUUCAUUAUUCCACAUAGAAUGUAUAGAUUUUGUAUGUCUUCCUAUUUUUUUUAUUAAUAGAGCCAGAGUCUCGCUGUGUUGCUCAGGCUGGCUUCCAACUCCUGGGCUGAAGUGAUCCUCUGGCCUAAGCCUCCUGAGUAGCUGGGACUACUGGUGCACCCUACCCAGCUUGUCUUUCAGUUCUAACCUGAAAGCUGCUUGGUGAGGGUAAGGGGCAACAAAAUGAAAGUGGGGCCGAACUGUUAUUUUUAUGGAUUUUACUACUCAACUAACAGUAUUACCUUUUCGAGAUUUAUAUUGUUUAUAUAAUAAGAAAAACAAGCCGUUAAAGCCUUGUUGUUCAAUCCUAGUAGUCAUUCAAUUUUCUAUGACCUACUUUUAGGGUAAAUGGCACAUUAUUUAGCAUCAUAUUAAACUUUACACAGCAUGUAUUGUAAACUGAAGGAAAUUAUACAAAUUCUGAGAAAAUAUACUGAAUUUUUGCAACUAACUCUAAGUUGUAUUUGAAAGUAUGACCUCACAGUCUUAGUUUGUGUCCAUAGCAAACGUCUGUAUGUGGUUGCCAAUGUUAGGUUUAUAAUGAUAAAAAUUUUGAAUUUUAUUGGAAAAGUUUUACUCCUGAAAAGAACUUUAUAUAUUUCUCUUCCGUUUGUUUGAAAACAGAUAUAUUGCUCAUACGAUUUGAGUAGUAAGGUAAAAGUGGUUUAGGAGUACCUCCUUUAGAAGGCUGAUGAGAAAAACUAACCAUAGCUAUUUCACAGCAUUGUAUGUUUCUUUUCCCUGGAAAUGGACAGUUGAGUCAUUUAUGUGAGUAUUAGGACUUUUUUCUUUCACUCUGACAACAUGGAAAGUUAAUGGUCCCUUGCAGAUACAACAAGCUUUGAUCUAGAUUUCAAUCUGUUUUAUAAGGGUCCUAGGUAAUAGACCCCAAAUAAACAUACAGCUUAGGUUGC
Molecule: messenger RNA, 1891 nt
Organism: Lemur catta (Ring-tailed lemur)
Lineage: Eukaryota; Metazoa; Chordata; Mammalia; Primates; Lemuridae
Gene: BLOC1S4
Product: biogenesis of lysosomal organelles complex 1 subunit 4
Exons: 1
Coding region: 148-795 (215 amino acids)
Cellular component (GO): BLOC-1 complex
Source: RefSeq, a predicted model, not a curated record